AUGGCAACCGCGUCGUCCUCUUAUGACAGGGCAAAGCCAUUUUUGGCUGUGAUACUCUUGCAAUUUGGCUAUGCAGGCAUGUUCACAAUUACUAAGCAUGCACUGGAUGAAGGGAUGAGCCAACAUGUAUUGGUAGUCUACAGGCAUGCCGUUGCCACCAUUGUCAUUACUCCAUUUGCCUUAGUUUUUGACAGGAAAGUAAGGCCAAAGAUGACCCUUUCCAUCUUUUUUAAGAUCAUGUUACUGGGCUUGUUGGAGCCAACGAUUGACCAGAACUUGUACUAUACUGGCAUGAAAUAUACCACGGCAACUUUUACUUCUGCUAUGUGCAACGUUCUUCCGGCUUUUGCAUUUUUGAUGGCUUGGGCCUUGAGGAUUGAGCAGGUUAACAUCAGGAAAAUGCAUAGCCAGGCAAAGAUAUUUGGGACCAUAGUCACAGUGGGAGGGGCUAUGCUUAUGACCCUUGUUAAAGGAACUCAGUUGGAUUUGCCGUGGACUAGAGGGUAUGAUCAACAAGCAUCUACUAGUGCACUAACCAAGCAGGAUCCUAUUAAGGGUGCUCUUAUGAUUGCCACUGGUUGCGUCUGUUGGGCUAGCUUCAUAAUUCUCCAGUCAAUAACAUUAAAAUCGUACCCAGUUGAGCUCUCCCUUACAGCUUGGAUAUGUUUCAUGGGAACUAUUGAAGGUUCCAUGGUAGCAGUUGUAAUGGAAAGAGGAAAUCCCUCGGCUUGGUCUGUAGGCUUGAAUUACAAACUAUUAGCUGCUGUUUACAGUGGCGUAAUCUGUUCCGGGAUUGGUUACUAUGUGCAAGGAUUGAUCAUGAAGCGUAAAGGACCUGUUUUUGUGACUGCCUUUAGUCCCUUAAGCAUGGUUAUCGUUGCAAUUUUGGGCUCCUUUUUCUUGAAAGAGAUAUUAUGCGUAGGAAGGGUUGCUGGAGCAGUUGUCAUUGUUACCGGCCUAUAUCUAGUGUUGUGGGGUAAAAGCAAGGAUCAACCUCCAUCCGACUCAAGCGAUGACAAAGCAGAAGCCAUUGUUACACAAACUGCUACCGAAAUGCAGGAGAGGACGGAGACUGGGGAUCAAGAAUUUGUUGCUAUUGAUAUUACCAAAGUAAGACGCACCGAUGAGUCGAUCUGA
Molecule: messenger RNA, 1137 nt
Organism: Populus nigra (black poplar)
Lineage: Eukaryota; Viridiplantae; Streptophyta; Magnoliopsida; Malpighiales; Salicaceae
Product: WAT1-related protein At2g39510-like
Exons: 7
Coding region: 1-1137 (378 amino acids)
Cellular component (GO): plasma membrane
Molecular function (GO): transmembrane transporter activity
Source: RefSeq, a predicted model, not a curated record